Molecule: messenger RNA, 5824 nt
Organism: Notolabrus celidotus (New Zealand spotty)
Lineage: Eukaryota; Metazoa; Chordata; Actinopteri; Labriformes; Labridae
Product: NACHT, LRR and PYD domains-containing protein 3
Exons: 9
Coding region: 83-2821 (912 amino acids)
Cellular component (GO): cytoplasm
Molecular function (GO): protein binding
Source: RefSeq, a predicted model, not a curated record
GAGACUGCGGCUACGUUCCUUGUAAAGGCGUAAACCCUACUAUUAUAGCAGAAAUCUGUGUCCUUUCUGCAGACUGUACUUAAUGUUGUCUGUUCCUGUUCGUUUUCCUGUAACACACGUUGAAGUGAAUUGCACAAUGGACAAAGACGCUGUGCUUACUCACAUCCUGAAACCAAAGGGCACGUCAACACUCCUCGGAGGAGAACAGCCUAUAAAUGUUAUAAACAACAAUAAGUAUAUCCCCCCACUGACUUCUGAAGCUCAUGCGACAGACAGAAAUGUGGAAGACAGCUUGCUCUCCCUUGAUAGUGCCAUCCUUACUGCUCUGAGCAGUGAAUGUAAAACUGUGGUGCUGGUUGGUCCUGAAGGAUCAGGUAAAACCACCACUCUGCAGAGGUUGGUUUUGGAUUGGGCGAAAGGACAACACCUUCAAAACUAUAUGUUUGUUUUCCACUUCCGGUUCAGGGAGUUGAAGUAUCUUAAUAAGAUACUUUCCUUGGAGACAUUAUUGUUGCACCAUCAUGGUCUCAUUCAGUCUGAGUCAUUACCCUCAGUCCUGCAGAAUCCUGAAAAAGUGUUGUUUGUUUUUGAUGAUCUGGAUCAUUGCAAACAGAGCCUGGACCCCUCCACCCAAACCCUCUGCCCUAGCACUUUAAAGGCGGUCUCCAUGUCCUGCUUAGUGGCCAGCUUGCUGCAUGGAUCACUUAUGAAAGGAGCUACUUUUGCAGUGGCAUCCAGACCAACAGAAAGUCUCAAGUUUAUAGGUGGUACUCAGAUGGAAGUAUUGGGGUUUCUGAAGCCACAAAGAGAGGCCUACUUUAAAGGGUUCUUUGCUGACCUAGGUGCAGCAAAUGAAGCACUGCAGCACAUGGAAAGGACUCUUGGCUUCUAUGAUAUCUCCACCUCCCCAAGAUUUUGUUGGACAGUGUGUUCUAUUUACAAAUCUCUGAUGGAUGCUGAAGCAAAACUUCCUGAGACAGUAUCUCAGCUGUAUGCAGACAUCCUAGUUUAUCUGAUUCAGACGCUGUCACUGAGCAAGGAGUGCAAUAGAGAACUAGUGUUAGCCCUUGGUAGGAUGGCAUCCCACUGCUUCACCAACCAGCAGUUGAGCUGUUACCAAGAGGAAAUUGAUGCCUUUGGUUUUCAGCAUCUUCUUACAUCAGUUGGGGUUUUCUUGCAAGUCGACUUAGAGCAUUCAAGCACACCUGUCCUCUCCUUCCACUCCCAGCUGAUGCAGGAGUUCCUGCUUGCUGUAUCCUUCUUUUUGGAUGAGUCGACGUCUGAGGGUGCAGAGAAGAUGUUAGAAAAACACACAGGUGUUCAGUUUCUUGAUGGCUUCUUGUCAGCACUCUCAGGGCCGAUUCAGCGGCAACCUCUGGAGACCCUGCUCGGCAACUUCAACUCAGAUCAAAUCAUAGAUUUCAAGAGCUGGUUUAAAAGAAGCUCAGAGGUGACACUGAGGGGAUGCUACAAAGAGAAGCACCACCGCUAUUUUCGUCUGCUUCACCAAGCUCAAAAUGAGAGCUUGGUGAAAGACAUUGUAACCCCCUCAGCAAGAUUAGGCAUCAGCUACGGAGACCUGAGCCUCCAGGACUGUGUGACUCUGAAUUAUGUUGUGACGUGCCUCGGUGGGAUGGAGUUCUUGAAUCUGUACCAUACAAGAAAUUUGAGUGAGGAGCAAGUGGAAAGGCUGGCUCCAAGUAUGAGCUUGUCUCAAAAAAUAAACCUCUCAAACUGCUGUUUGAGCACCGGAGCGGUCCCUCACAUGGCUUCAGCUCUCAGCAGAGGAUCCACCAAGGAGCUGAAUCUGUCCAACAGCCGCCUUGGAGAUGAAAAGUUUAAAAUCCUCUGUGCUGGACUCAAAGACAGUAAACUACACAGUAUGAAUCUUGUAGUAUGCAGACUGACAAAGGCAAGCUGUGAAGAUCUGGCGUCUGUUCUGAUCUCAGGCACCCCUCAGCUGUGUGUGUUAGACCUCAGGCACAAUGAAAUCGGGGAUGAGGGCUUAAUCAGUUUGUGCAAAGCCCUGCAGAGUCCUCUAUGCAAACUACAGGAGCUGCUGGUUCAAGGCAAUGGAUUAACUGCAGCAUCCAUGGAGGCUCUAUCAGCAGCUUUGUGUUCUGGCCAAUCAGAGUUGAGAAAGUUGGACCUGACAAACAACACGAUUGGCGACAGAGGAGUUGAGGUCUUGUGUAAGGCUCUGCAACACCCACUUAGCAAACUAAAGGGCCUCAAACUCUUUGAUAGUGAGCUGACAGGGACAUGCUGCCCUUACUUCAAGGAGGCGUUGAUGUCAGAGCACUGUUCUCUGUCUGAGCUGGAGCUGUCAGUGAAUGAUCUGGGCCAGGAGGGGGCGCUGCUGCUCUGCCAGGCUCUCAGUCGACCUGAAUGUCCAGUAGAAAAUCUCGGCUUGAAACGAUGUGAGCUAACUGUGGCAGUCUUCAAAGAACUGGGCUCAGUGCUGAAAAGUGGGACGUCUAAACUCAAGUCUCUGAUCAUUGGUAUCAAUAAGGUCGGAAACAAAGGAGUUAAACAUCUUUCAGAUGCUAUUGCACAUCCAAACUGUCUGUUGGAGGAACUGGAUGUUGAGAUGUCUGGUCUAACUGAUGCCUGUGUUGAGGACUUGUGUGCUGCUAUAAGAGCCAGUCGGACUUUGAAGAGCCUGGAGCUGAGAAACAACCUGCUAACUGAUGCAUCCGUCCCAGCUCUCGUCCAGGUCAUGCAGGACAGCCCAAACAUGCUGGAGAUGAACCUAAAGUACAACGACUUCAGCGAAGAUGUUUUCGAUAUGCUGGAAGAGUGUGAUAGAAUAAGGUACUGAGGAAACCUGAUGAGGAUCACAAACAGUACGGUACAAAUGAAUGUCAUGUGCAUUCAUCAGUAUUUUUUGUGAUGACGUGUAAUGCUUUUCUUUGAUCAACAAUAUCUAUUAUAAUAGAGGUACAAAGUGACCGAAAAAGCACAACAAAUUAAACUCUGGCAAAGUAUAAUUUGAGCAUCUUUUGCCACAGUCAUGGUCAGUUGUCAUAAAUACACUCUGACUGGGUCACAUCUUGAAAAUGAACCAAAUAUGCAACUAUAUGCAGUUUAUAUUUAUGCUUGUUUUUGCAUUUUUUCUCCUGUUAGAUACUGAUAAAAUUAAGCAUUUAUUCUGCGCCAAAGAAAGAAAAAAUGAAUGUUUGCAUUCAUAUUGUAAAGACUUGAAACUAUCAAUGAUAUUUUGGUGGGAUUAUGGACUUAAGAGGUGAACCCUGUGUUCCGAAUAACAUAAUUUCUUCUGCCGGUUGUAUGUACAAACUCAUGCAGUAUUAACAGAUAGAUGUGGAUAUACAGUUUGUCUCAGUCGCUUUGGUACAUUUCUCGAAUCAUCCUCAACAUUUACAAAACAGUAAAUGCAUUUCUCCAAACAAUUCGUACAAAAAGCAAAACACCAUGGAUUACCUGCAAAAGCCAGUAUCUUGCUCAAAAUCCUCAGUUCAUCUCUCAUAAGUAAAUAUCUGUCAAUGAACAUGUCAGUGCCAUCAGAGUGACAAGUCCUUGUGUCAUUGUGUACGGAUAAGACAGUCAAAUUUCUUAGUCAUGUUGUCAAUAUAACAGUGUCCUCUGCAGGGACGUUCUGAUGUAAACUAUGGCUAAAGUGUUGAUGACAGUUAUUGUUAAUUGUAAGUUACACCUUAGUGUAUGUGGGAGAUUGAAUGCAGAGACUGUCUUAUCCAGCCUCUCCAGGCAUCUGCUGUGAUGUCUUAACAAGCAGCAUUCAUGGCAUCCACAAGGGUCAUCUGUGUAUGUGGCUGGCGAUCAUAUACUUUCCAGCUCCACGCUGAGAAAAAAUCCUUGAUGGGGUUAAGGAAUGGAACAUUUGUCUGCACCCUUCGACCAGCCUCGGCCAUUGUAAGCCCAUGAUUGAGAACGUGGUCUACAAGUGUGGGUCUUAUCUCAUCAGGAACGCGCAUACACUUGUGCUCAUAAGUUUACAUACCCAGGCAGAAUUUGUGAUUUUUUUGGCCAUUUUUCAGAGGAUAUGAAAGAUAAGAGAAAAACUUUUUUUUCACUCAUGGUUAGUGGUUGGGUGAAGCAAAAUUUUUAUCAAACAACUGUUUACUCUUUUUAAAUCAUAAAGACAACAGAAACUACCAAAGAAACCAUAAAUUCUGCCAGGGUAUGUAAACUUAUGAGCACAACUGUAUGUCCUCUGCCUCUUCCUCUGUUUUGCCUCCCAACUCCUCCACCACGCAGCCUCACUCCUCUUCCUCUUCUUCUUCUCUCUGGCUGUUGACCCAGUCCAAUUCCUUGUCCUUCCAUUGUCAGACAUUGUAACAUUGUGUUGUGCUCCGGCUAUAUAGAUACUCGCCAGUUGAUGGUUCAUAAGAGGCACCUUUGAGCUAUGUCAGAAAAACUGGUUGAUCAUUGGUUGAUCUAAUGCUUCACACAUUUCCCUUCAUUAGAGAAAGUCAAAAUUCACCUGGGAGCAAUUUACCAAUUCAGGACAGAUUUAAUAAAAAGUCUAAUGGAAAUUUACAAAAAUAUGACUGACAUAUUCUGACAACAUGUUGAAGACUUAUGCGAUGAACUAACGCCUAAAUGUUGUGGAGGGUGAGACUAUUCAACAGAGACCCAUUAUAAUACAUUUUGAUCCACAUGGCAUAAGCACUUGAUACUGUAGGAAGCAGCAAGUAGAUUUGAGAAUUUCAAUUCUGAUCUGAGAAAUGUACCAAAGCAACUGAGAAAAAGUGUAAAUUAUAAUGAUAUUGCUUUGUCAUGACUUGCACCUUGAACUUAUGACCCUCUUCUUCAUACAAGUCUCACUUCUAAGCUGAAGAGUUGAAUAUUAUUAAAAAAAAGUGGCCACAGACCAUUAUGUGAGACAUGACUAGAAACCUGAAGAGCUCUACAGUUUUCAAUUAGUAGCACACCAUCUGUAUCCCCAAUUCUAUAGUAUGCAGUAUUAUCAUAUGAACAACAGUAAAAUUACAUUUAGACUUUGUAGUCAUUCUCAUACUGAUAUUAUAUGUUGCUAUUAAGUGUCUCAAUGGUUAUUUACUCUCUUAAAAAGCCCUCCAGCUUCCUUUGUAUUACAGUUUUGUGUCCUUGCUCUCGCAGCAGCCUCAGUAGAUGUUCGUUUUUUUUCCACUGUGCAGUGGAUUGUGGGUCAGAAUUGCCAAAAAAAGCAUACAGGCUUGCACACAGCAAAAUGUGACCAGAUGAAGUAGGACAUCCUGGUAUUUCUGGGAUAACUCAUUCGGCAAACAUGUUUCAGGACAUACUAAAUCUUCGUCAGAAUAAAUGAAGUAUAGAUUUUGAACGCUGCCCGAGGCCUCAUUAACAAGAUUAAAAUAAUCAUCCUGCCAUUUCCUUAAAAAUAAAGUUGAAGUUAAAGGACUCAAGUUUUGGCAAGGCUCAGAGAAGCUUGUUCAUGUUUGUUUUUACAAGAUAUAAUCCCUGCAAUAGUUUACAGAUAUCAGACAGGCUGCAGCUCAUUCAGACAACAGCUGUUCUAGUCCCCAUGACAACUUUCUAACCAGCGCCCGUCUGCAGCUCAGUGGAGCCAUUUCUUCUAUCUCAGAUCCAUAACAAACCUCAGGAGAACUUUACAGACCAUACCUGUGCUCUGUUGACUCAAGGCUUUCACUUUGUGGCUAGAAGGGCUGCCUUUUUAUAUUUCUGCACAACUUAAAUAUUUUAAAUCAUAUGGUUUAGAAUGUUUUUUCAUGUUUUUUUGUCCCUGUCUGUUUCAUUUUGUAUGCUUAUGUUUAUGUAUGAAACACUUUGAAUUACUUUUCAAUGACAAAAAGUUUUAUAUAAAUAAAUUUGCCUUGCUCUCCUU